Messenger RNA from Dioszegia hungarica, 975 nucleotides. RefSeq lists its product as uncharacterized. The record is from RefSeq and is a predicted model, not a curated record. Lineage: Eukaryota; Fungi; Basidiomycota; Tremellomycetes; Tremellales; Bulleribasidiaceae. The transcript has a single exon. The coding region runs from base 1 to 975 and encodes 324 amino acids.
AUGUCCAGCAGCACAGCCCCCUCCGCGCACGACGCGAGCAUGGAAGGCUCCGAGACUCUCAUCGAGUUCGAAGAACCCCUCCAACAUGAGGACUUUCCAUACCCUGGGACCUACAUACUCUGGUGUCCUCAUGGAAGCGAGCUAUCCUUCCUGGACUCCUUCGCUGAUCCAAAGAAGCGGUUGUCUGUCCCAUGUACCUACAAGAGUGCUUACAACGGUUCGGAGCUCGCUUUGAUCCCCACACGACACUGCUUGGUACCGGAAACCGAGUUCAGGUGCCCAGCAAAGAUCAUGCAUCUGGACGAUUCAGGGAGAGGUCUCUAUUGGGCAGGCUGGGCAGACUCCGGCAUGUUCUUCAACGACCCGUUUCCCGAAGCUCCCGAGAUCCUGAGUGCGUACAAGGGGGCCUCCAAGGUACAGAAAACUCUACUGAGUCUCGCAUCCACACAUGCAGGCGUCACGGGCCGAUUCAGCAUUCGUUUGAUGCCCGGGAUCGGUGACCCUACAUCUUACGACGCUCAUCUGACGAGAGCGACGGACAUUGAGACACAUGGAGCUGGCGGACUUACACACGGCACCUACCCCGCCGAUUACAUGGUCUCGGGGGAGGAGAUCCCUCUUGAAGGGGUCCCGGUCAACGGCAAUGUCAGUAUCAAGGAUGACAGGUGGCCAACACAGCUUCGCGCGACCAACGAGUUCAAGGAGGAUCUCAACAUACCGACGGUACUGUCGGACGAUGGCGUAUCAGCACUCUCCAUCCCUCUCCAGAUCAACAGCAGAUGCCACACUUGCAAUGGUGCUUGGCGGACAGGAUCUGCGGCUGUGGCGGACUCGCAGGCGACAUCGGAAGGAAAUUACCGCAGGAAGAUGACUCAUCCAGCCGGGCGGUGCUUUGAGACACGCGUGGGCUUCCUCGUUCCCCCUCAUGUCCGAGCUUUGGUUCAGAGAUACUCCUCUGCCACUCUCCACGAAUAG